Molecule: messenger RNA, 3162 nt
Organism: Lycium ferocissimum
Lineage: Eukaryota; Viridiplantae; Streptophyta; Magnoliopsida; Solanales; Solanaceae
Exons: 3
Coding region: 801-2996 (731 amino acids)
Molecular function (GO): protein dimerization activity
Source: RefSeq, a predicted model, not a curated record
GGUGAAGCAGAUGAAGCGUACGCUUUAUGUUGUGGGCUGUUUUUUGAAAGGUCAACUUUAAUAAAAUAAUAAGUCCAGGUCAAAUUUUAAUAAAAUAAUACGUCUAGGUCAAAAUCUUAAUAAAAUAAUAAGUCUGGGUCAAUUUUAAUAAAAUAAUUAGUCCAGUUAUUUGAAAUCCUCAGCGCGACUUUGAGAAAUUUUAUUUCGCACAAUCAGCUAGGGUUUUGCAGCAGCUCUUCUUCUCCACUUUCAGGUAAUUUCUUUCUUUCUUCUUCUUUCUUCUUCUUCUUCUUCUUCUUCUUCUUCUUUCAAGCUCUCUUCUUUGCUCUGUUUUUUUCUCCACAUUUGCUCUGUUUUUUUCUCGAAUUCUAGGGUUCUGCUCUGCUUUUCUUCUUUCUUUCUUUCUUCUUCUGUUUCUUCUUCUUCUUUCAAGCUCUCUUUUUUGCUCUGUUUUUUUCUUCACAUUUGUUCUGUUUUUUCUUUCUCGAAUUCUAGGGUUCUGCUCUGCUUUUCUUCUUCUUUGUUAUUCUGCUCUGUUUUGCUGAUUUUUUUUGCUCUGGUUUGCUGCUAUAUAUGCUCUGUUUUCAGUUCUGCCUUUUUCUUUUUUUUCCAGUUCUACUUUUUUCUUUCUUUUCCAGUACUUUUUCUGCUUUGUUUUGCUGUGUUCUCUGCUGAUUUUGUAUCAAAAAAAUAUUUGCUCCUGAUUAUUUUUCUUAAAUCUUAACAGCAAUUAAAAAAUGUCCUAAGACCCGGCUUGGAAGUAUGGGAAAAAACUUAGUGAGACCAAUCGGACUGCAGUUAUGUGUUUGUUUUGUGAUAAGAUAACUAAAGGAGGAAUCUUUCGCCACAAACAACAUCUUAUUGGUACUUAUAGCGACGUCGCACGCUGUCUAAGAUGUCCGGAGAAUGUGAGGGAAGAAAUAAAAACAUAUGUCGAAGGAAAAAAGGAACUAAAACGUCAAAUGUUACAUCAACCAACUGUAACUAAUCUUGACGACAACGAUGAUGAAACAGAAGAAGGUGAAGCUGUUGAUUUGUCCGUUCGUUCAAAAUCACAAAAACGGACAACUUAUGGACCAACCUCCAGUGUGAAAGGUCCUUUAGAUUGCUAUUAUCAACCAAAGCCAACUGAUAAUGCAGGGACAAGCGGUAAAAAAAAUUUGAAAGACACCGCCUUACGGCUUUUGAGAGAGCGUGCAGUUGCGGCUUUUUCACGAUGGAUGUAUGAUGCAGGGCUCCCCUUCAAUUGUGUCAACCAUAUUGACACUUUUGGAGCCUUCCUUGAUGCCGUAGGCCAUUAUGGUGUUGGAAUGAAGCCGCCUACGUAUCAUGAAGUUAGUACCUCAUAUCUAGCUAAAGAAGUGGAAGCGACACAAAAAAUAGUGGAGGAUCAUCGGGUAGAAUGGAAGCAUUUCGGAUGUUCCAUUAUGAUGGAUAAGUGGACGGCAAGAACGGGAAAAAUGAUCAUUAAUGUGUUGGUGAAUUCUCCAAAAGGAAGCUUAUUUCUUGAAUCUAUUGAUGCGAGUGACUCGUCUACUGAUUCCAUCAAGAUGUUCUCCUUGUUUCAGAGCACCAUUGAGAAGAUUGGACCAGAGAAUGUUGUUCAAAUUGCUACCGAUAAUGCAGCUGAAAAUGUUAAAGCAGGUGCUAUGUUGAAGGGAGUGUUCCCGAACAUCUAUUGGACUCCAUGUGCAGCUCAUUGUAUAAAUUUGAUGUUCGGGGAUAUUUUCAAGGAAAGACCCUUUAGAGGAGUUUUCACUAAGGCUGUUAGAGCGCAUUCCUACAUUGUUCAAAGGCCUUUGUUGUUGAACAUGAUGAGGAGAUUCACAAAACAAAGAAACUUGGUGAAACCUGGCAAAACUCGAUUUGCUACUGCUUUCUUGACCUUACACCGUAUGCAUACACAAAAGGCCAAUUUGAGAAGCUUGUUCAUUUCGGAUGAAUGGAACAAUAGUAAAUUUGCAAAAGAAGUCAUGGGGAAAGAAGUUGCACGCAUAAUGAUGUCUUAUACUUUUUGGAAUAAUGUUGUUCAUGCUCUUAAAAUUGGUGGGCCGUUGAUUAAAGUACUUCGUUUGGUGGAUGGAGAACAAAAACCACCCAUGGGCUACCUUUUUGAAGCUAUGGAUAGGGUUAAGGAGUCUAUACGAAAAUCAUUUAGUGACCUACAUAAGUAUGCAAAGGUCUUUGACAUCAUUGAUAAAAGGUGGGCGGAUCAACUUCAUCAACCUUUGCAUGCCGCUGGGAAUUUGUUGAACCCAUCAAGCUUUUAUGAUAAUAAUGAGAUGCGAUUACUAAAUGCAAAAGUGACGAAGGGAUUCUAUGAGAGUGUUGCUAAGUUGGUUCCCAAUAUAGAUGAGCAAGAUCAAAUAGGGGACCAACUAAGUGCUUAUACUAAUUCUGAAGGGACCUUUGGGUUUCCAAUGGCUAUAAGACAAAGAAAGAAGAAGUCUCCAGUUGAAUGGUGGAGGCCUUAUGGUGGAGACACUCCGGAAUUACAAAAGUUUGCCAUCAAAGUUCUAGGUCUAACUUGUAGCUCUUCCGGAUGUGAGAGAAACUGGAGCGUGUUUGAACAUAUUCAUAGCAAGAAGAGGAAUAGACUAACCCUAAAGCGCCUCAAUGACCUAGUGUUCAUAAAAUAUAAUAGAACAUUGAGGCGUCGUUACAAUGCUCGCAAUGUAAUUGAUCCAAUUGGUUUGGACAAUAUUGAUGAUGCCAAUGAAUGGCUCACCGGGGUUGAGAAUGCUGAAGAUGAAGCAAUUUUUGAGGGAGAUUCUGAUUUCACUUUCGGUGUUGUUGCCGAGGCAAUGGGGGUAGAGGAGAACCAGUAUGGUUUAAGGGAGAAUACUUCAAGCCAACAUAGGAGGGGAAAAGAAGUAGCUACAAGUCAUUCCCUAGUUGAUGAAGUUGAAGAAGAUGAUAAUGAAAUUGAAGAAGAUGAUGAACAAUAUGAUGAUGAUGUGGGAGUACAAGAUUUUGACAAUCUUGUAGAAGAAUAAGAACUAGAUGUCGAACUAUUAGUAGCUUUGAUUUUGUUUGUCCUAUGGUCUGGAGGAUUUUGUGAUAUCCACACUAGUUUUUUAUUUGAACUUUUAGUCUAUGGAUAUCUACUUUAGUUUUGAAUUUGAACUUUUGCUUAUAUACAUAUUCUCUAUUUAUUUUGCU